This is a messenger RNA of Drosophila bipectinata, 2297 nucleotides long. It is a transcript of the gene Hrb87F, whose product is annotated as Heterogeneous nuclear ribonucleoprotein at 87F. Gene Ontology annotation, cellular component: catalytic step 2 spliceosome. The record is from RefSeq and is a predicted model, not a curated record. Gene Ontology annotation, molecular function: mRNA 3'-UTR binding. Lineage: Eukaryota; Metazoa; Arthropoda; Insecta; Diptera; Drosophilidae. Gene Ontology annotation, biological process: mRNA splicing, via spliceosome.
UUUCCGCGCAUUCGAUACUUGGCCACACUGCUGCCCAGUUUCUUUGUGCGUGCUGUACACCAUUCUGUGGAAAAGUGAAGAAAACUUUGACUAAGAGUUUCAUUACUGGUUGGUUGAUAACAAAUAAUACAGAUAAUGGCUGAUAUUAACGACUCCAACGGAAACUACGACGAUUGCGAUGAGAUCACCGAGCCAGAGCAGCUGCGUAAGCUGUUCAUCGGUGGACUGGACUAUCGUACCACGGACGAGGGCCUGAAGGCGCACUUUGAGAAAUGGGGCAACAUUGUGGACGUGGUGGUGAUGAAGGAUCCUAAGACCAAGCGUUCUCGGGGCUUUGGAUUCAUUACCUACUCGCAGUCGUACAUGAUUGAUAACGCCCAGAAUGCGCGCCCUCACAAAAUCGAUGGACGCACUGUAGAACCGAAACGGGCGGUUCCCCGCCAGGAAAUCGAUGCCCCUAAUGCGGGUGCCACCGUAAAGAAGCUGUUCGUUGGUGGACUGCGCGACGAUCACGAUGAGGAGUGCCUGCGGGAGUACUUCAAGGACUUUGGUCAGAUCGUGGGUGUGAACAUUGUUUCGGACAAGGAUACUGGCAAGAAGCGAGGCUUCGCCUUCAUUGAAUUCGAUGAUUACGAUCCUGUGGAUAAGAUCAUCCUGCAGAAGAACCACACCAUUAAGAACAAGAGCCUGGAUGUUAAGAAGGCUAUUGCCAAGCAGGACAUGGAUCGCCAGGGUGGUGGCGGCGGAGGGGGAGGCGGUGGCGGUCGGGGUGGUCCCGGCGGUCGCCCUGGUGGUGGCCGUGGAGGCGAUCGCAACCAAGGCGGAGGCGGCGGCGGUUGGGGCGGAAACAACCGUCAGAACGGCGGCGGUAACUGGAACGCCGGCGGCGGUGGUUUCGGCAACAACGGUGGCAACUUUGGCGGCCAGGGCGGCGGUGCCGGCGGCUGGAACCAGCAGGGCGGCGGCGGUAGUGGUGGCGGCCCGUGGAACAACCAGGGUAACAAUGGCUGGAACAACGGCGGUGGUGGUGGCAGCGGUGGCUACGGAGGCGGUAACAGCAACGGAAACUGGGGCGGCAACGGAGGAGGUGGCUUCGGCAAUGACUACCAACAGAGCUAUGGCGGUGGACCCCAGCGAAGCAACAACUUUGGCAACAACCGGCCAGCUCCCUACAGUCAAGGCGGCAGCGGUGGCUUCAACAAAGGUAACCAGGGUGGUGGACAAGGCUUCGGCGGUAACAACUACAACUCUGGAGGCGGCCAGGGCAAUAUGGGAGGCGGCAAUAGACGUUACUAGACAAGGUAAUCACACGUAGAGAGGCAGAGUCAGUACAAGCUAGACAAGCAGACAGUCUAGGCAGGCAGAUGCAGAUGCACUAUCACUAUCACAAGCUCAGGCUCAGGCUCAGGCAGGCAAUGAGAGGCAGGUGUGAGUGUGUGUCAGACCAGGCAGACAAGAUCAGAACCCGUACCAGAUCCAGAUGCAGGCCCGAGUGCAAGACCAAAAAAAGAAAAAGAAAAGCAAAACCUACAAUCUAUAAAAGAAUGCAUGCAAAAAGCCCAAAAAAAAGUGAAGAGCCAAUAACGAGAAUAAGGAACAAUACUAACUCCUUUCGUUCAAAGGUGUACUGAUACUGUCUCUCUUUUUGUAAUCUUUAAUUCGCUGAUCAAUUCAUGUUUAGGAUCUUAAGAACCUUGAACGCUUAGUUUUAACUAUAUUAACGAAGAGAAAAAAAUUUAAAAGAAAUUUAUCGAAACCCAACCAACAAAAAAUUUAAUUAAACUAUAAUUUUAUUUCUUUAAAACAAAAAGACUACCAUAGAAACCAUUUGAGUUUUCAACAAAAAAAAUACAAUCGGUUGAACCAAAAAGGGUGUAAUAAGGUAGAGUAACAUGAAAUAUGUUCAUGCCGGGAUGCGGUGGAUGGCCCACAGCUGUAGAUGUAUUUCCAUUUUGUUUAUUUUAAAUAGCAAGAGCAAUUGUAUAAAUUCAAAUAGUAUCAUAUUUUGUAAUCAAUUUUUUGUACGAUUAAGAACUUUUAUAUAAUUUAAUAUAUCAAGAUCAAGGCAACAUCUAUAAUUCCAAAUGGGUAUGAGAAUGUACUAGCAAUGACUUACUAAUGAAACAUACCAACUUUUGUUAGUCCCUAAGAAGAAACCAAACGCUAAGAAAGAAAAAAAAAAAAACAACCAACUACACAAAAAGUAAUCACACAUUUUCUGUAAUUAGUUCGUUCCAAAAAAAAAAGGCGAUGAGAUAAAGGAUAAUAAAAAUAUAACCAAUGUUACCCACCCGAAA